This is a messenger RNA of Porites evermanni, 2660 nucleotides long. Lineage: Eukaryota; Metazoa; Cnidaria; Anthozoa; Scleractinia; Poritidae. The record is from the annotation of a GenBank genome assembly.
AUGCAUGACGACAAUUCAGAAAAUCCUCAGCCUUACCUUAUGGAAAAAGGGUCGGAUGUUACUCUAACAUGCACUGCCAGUUUCGAGGCAUACAGAAUGAGAUGGUUUGUCAAUGAUACAUUGCUGGAAAAUGAUAGCUGCACAAACGGAGAACAGAACCCGGUUAAAACCUGUAAUCUGACUUUACGAAGGCUAGAUGUCGGUGGGAAGUAUACCUGCCAGGCAGCUAAAAGUGGAAUCAGAGAGUGCACUUUUAAGGAGCUGGAACUUAAAGUCGCUGGUGAGUCGAGACUUAUUCAAGUGAGUAAUUAUUAUUAUUACUAUUAUCAUUAUCAUUAUCAUUAUUAUCAUUAUUAUUAUUAUUAUUAUUAUUAUCAUUAUUAUUAUUAUUUUUAUUAUUAUUAUCAUUAUUAAAGGGCCGAUGUUGACAAAUUUUGCUUGUAUCGCUUUACGAAGGUGGCCCGGAAAUAUCAUGAAAAAGCAUGCAAAAGAUCUGUCAUGAGAAAUAAAAAAACAGUUGUCAUGAUAUCUGUGGGCCACCGUCGUAAAAAGAUACAAGUAAAACUUGUUAAAAUUGGCCCUUUAAUUGAUAACAUAAUAAUAAUAAUAAUAAUAAUAAUAAUAAUAAUUGCGUUCGCAGAACGCCAUCCGAAAUUAGUAGCCAGAAAAAAUCGAGAUUUUUCGCGACGGACUUUCAAAUAGCCUGGCCUCUUGAAAGAACGCGGCUGUCCUGGGUACGGAAGAUACAAAACACAUGACUCAUUUUUUCGACCAAUAAGAGAUGACUGUUGGUCCACGUGACUUGUAACACACAAUGGAAACUUUUAGAAUGUUUCUUGAUCUGUUUGCGUUUUUUAAAGCUCGAUUCAAGGUUUUCCUGAUGCUAACAUAGGUGAAUUUCGUUUUGUUACUUUUGUUUGUUUGUUGGUUUUUUUUAUGGCGCCUUAAAUUACUUGGAUAUAUUUCGAAUUCAGGCAUAUGCGAUUAAGUGUGUUAAUUGAGCAAAGUUUUGGUGUACACGGCGAACAAGAAAUGUUCCUUCUACUUUCGACUUUCGUUUAGUUAUUUUAACAAAUUAAGUUUCACUGAAUUGUAGAGUGGGUCUUUCAACUUUGAGUCAAAUAAAAACCGCAUGCAUGAAUAAAAAUCGUCUUACAUUUUAUUAGUACAAAUAAAAUUAUCCGAUUAUUGCCAAUAAAUCUAAAUCCUGCAGCUGAAGAUACUAACAAUUGGGUCAAGUAACAACUAAUUCCAUUUUGUUGUUAACUGAUGUGCAAUAUAAUUAUGCAGCACAUAUGGUUCUAUAUCAACCUUUUUACAAUAAAAUUGUUUUUUAACAAUAUGUUAAUCAUUGCCAUCAUCAUCACCUUUUUUUUGUCCCUGGACACUAACUCAUAGAAGCUUGUAAAAAUCUAUGGUCUGCCCGGAAAUAACUCACUUCGCAUAUCGAACGCACUCUUUAAUCUAUGAUUACCCCUAGUAAUAAUAAUAAUGAUGAUGAUGAUGAUAAUACGAAUAAUAACAAUAAUAAUAUUAUUAUUAUCAUUCAUUGUUAAUAAGUAUUUUUAUUACACAUAUUCUACAAAUUAAUCAUAUUCACUUUUUACAAUCAGCUUGCAAAGAAAAAUAUUAAUAAUAAUUUACUGUUUACAAUCAGGUUAAAAUCAUAUGAUUAUAUGCUAUAAAAUAUCUUAUUAGUACUGUAGAAAAUUCAUCACCACAUUUCUAUCAUUGAAUACUGAAGUAGAGUGAAUGUACUUGUAUUCAAUCGAAAUAACUCAUUUUUUAAAAAUCUAGUUCCCAAUUUAAGGUUGAUAUACGAAAAACUGUGCCCAGCUGUCAGCAGAUCCUGUCAUUUUCAAUCAAGUGCAUGAAGGGUUUAAACUCAGUCUAUAGCCUACGGGAUAUGUGGUAGACAAAAGUCUUAUUUUUAUAACCCAUGUCACAGCGUUUGUAGAGGGCAGAGUAAUGGGGAGGGAACAUCUGUUUAGGUUUUCCAAUCGUUGGUGCGCUGCAUCAACACUCAUAUAGACACGUACAUAUCUUGUAGGCUGAUUUAGCCAGAACUGACGUCUGGCGUCUCUUUUUAAACGUUACUGAAGGACGUUCUUGAUACAGAAUUUAAAAUAAUGAACAAAAUUCAUCAUCACAUUACUGACGGUAUAAAAACCAUUACUAAUAAACCUUUCCCACAUUAAGCUCCAGUGAGCAAAGAUAAAGAAAUGAGGACGAGGCUCGGGUGGGCGAUUUCAUACAAAUCACUGUAUUUUGUCCACCCGAGCCUCGAGUUGGUGCCUUUGUUUACAGGAAUGCGAGAAAGGUCUAUGGUGUAAAAAACAUCUUUAUUUCCUUUUAUAGACGGUCGAAAACCAACUAUUAUUAAGGCGCCAGUUAAUCAAAGUGCACAUAUUGGGUCCAACGUAACAUUUAUCUGUGCGGUGAGUGGUGAUCCCGCGCCUGCAGUAAACUGGACGAAGGAUGGUAAGUUGUUGCCCUUCAACCAAAAAGUCCCGACAAACCUCACAACGGGUGAAAUUCAGCUUGUAAUAAGAAGAGUGAGAAUGGACGACACUGGCAAAUAUCGAUGUGUGGCAAGUAACAGUAUGGGUACGGAGAAGUCAAGAGCAGCGGCAUUAUUAGUGCUUGGUAAGGUGUUGCAU